Sinocyclocheilus rhinocerous is the source of this 1623-nucleotide messenger RNA. Its product is annotated as caspase-3-like. Gene Ontology annotation, biological process: keratinocyte differentiation; positive regulation of neuron apoptotic process; erythrocyte differentiation. The record is from RefSeq and is a predicted model, not a curated record. The transcript is spliced from 7 exons. Gene Ontology annotation, molecular function: cysteine-type endopeptidase activity. NCBI's taxonomy places the organism in Eukaryota, Metazoa, Chordata, Actinopteri, Cypriniformes, Cyprinidae. Gene Ontology annotation, cellular component: cytoplasm; death-inducing signaling complex. Bases 344 to 1171 code for a protein of 275 amino acids.
UUUCGUGGGUGGAGCCAGUCUCACGGAACUGUUUAUGUUUAAUGCUUGGUUCUCAGUAUUAAUAAGCCUUCGUGACCAGAAGGUAAAAACGCAACGUAAUCUCAAAUAAUAUUUAUUAGUAGGAUUUCGCUAUUGAAAGGACGUUAAAAAUAUUACUUCAUUAAUAUUUGCAGUCAAAAAUUGGUCUUAGUAUCCUACGUUCUCCGCUCCCUCCCUGCUAAAGAGAAACCUCCUUUGGGGUUGUAACGUUACUACGAGUGGUUAAAGAACUUUCCGGAUCAUCAAAACCACUUGUAUGUCAUUUCUCUUUCAGAAGGAAAACACCUGACAACACAACUUGACCAUGUCGGACUCUGUGGAUGCCAGACAAGUGAAUGCCAAAGAGGGUUCGUAUCUCACAGAUGCUGGAGUCCAUCAGACGGAUGCCAAACCACAUUCAGAUGUUUUUCAAUACAAUAUGAACUACCCUAGUCUGGGACAAUGUGUAAUCAUCAACAACAAGAAUUUCCUUAAAAAAACAGGAAUGGGAGUUCGUAAUGGGACAGACGAGGAUGCAAAGAAUGCAAUGCAGACCUUCUCAAAGCUGGGCUUCAAAUACAAAAUUAGCAAUGAUCAGACUGUCUCACAGAUGAAAGAUUUGUUAACUAAAGUGUCUAAGGAAGAUCACAGUAAAUCAGCCAUGUUUGCGUGUGUGUUGCUGAGUCAUGGAGAAGAUGGAAGGAUAUUUGGCACAGAUGACUGUAUUGAGCUGAAGGAACUGUUUGCGCUCUUCAGAGGAGAUUGCUGCAAAUCACUGGUGGGGAAACCCAAGCUUUUCUUCAUUCAGGCUUGCCGAGGCUCAGGUCUGGAUGCUGGCAUUGAGUGCGACAGUGAAAGUGAAGAGGAAACACAGAGGAUUCCUGUUGAGGCAGAUUUUUUGUAUGUCUACUCCACUGCACCAGGUUAUUACUCUUGGAGGAACGUUGCUAAUGGUUCCUGGUUCAUCUCCUCGCUGUGUGAGAUGCUGUCAAAAUACAGCAAGCAACUAGAGAUCAUGCAGAUCAUGACACGUGUCAACCACAAGGUGGCGCUGGACUUUAAAUCCUGCUCCAAUCUUCCAGGGUUUGAUGGCAUGAAACAGAUACCGUGUAUUGUGUCUAUGCUGACCAAAGAACUCUAUCUCCUUAAAUAAUUCAUGUGUAUUUUACUGAUUAUGUUGCAGUGGGAUAAGAGCACUUUUAAAUCAUUAUUUUAAUAAAUAUUAUGUAGCCGUUUAAAGCACUGCAGACUGCAGCCAAAACAGGAAGGGAUAUAAAGGCAAUUUUAAGGGAAACACUGGAUUUUAAAAAACUAUUAUCUGAUCAUGGGUAUUUGAAAUUUUCUGUAUCUUUUUAAUCCUGGUGUGUGAAAUGUUACAGUACUGGAUUUGACACAGACAGCUGGACUUUUAUGAUUUUUUCUAUGCACAUUUAGGCUGUCACUCAUCAUUUGUGCCUUGCUUGCUUUGUCUUGUACAUGUGCAGACAUCUGUGAGUGUGGAGAUUCACAGUUCUCAGGUUUAUCAUCAGCAUUACAUUUAUUAAAGAUUGUUUGACAAGAGGAAGUUCUGAACGUUAAACACUAGCACAAUUUGUAUUAUGAUAA